Molecule: messenger RNA, 1334 nt
Organism: Phoenix dactylifera (date palm)
Lineage: Eukaryota; Viridiplantae; Streptophyta; Magnoliopsida; Arecales; Arecaceae
Molecular function (GO): protein binding
Source: RefSeq, a predicted model, not a curated record
CCCACGGUAGAGCCAAAAAAAAGAGGACUCCAUUAGGGUGGUCGCGUCAAAGCCUUUUGUAUUUCUCUCGCCCUCAAUAUCAAGCGUCGAUAGCGCGGCCGGCGGCUUCCGCCUCUUCUCGUCCUCUUCCUACCCGGGCUCGAUCCUUUCCCGUUCUCUUCUCGUGAUCUCGGGGGCGAUGGCGGGGGCGGCGGAGGAGGCGCAGCUGAACCGCCUCGAGAGCCAGGUCGACAGUGGCGGGGGCGGGGCGUGGGAGUACCUCUGCCUCGUCCGCAAGCUCAAGGCCCGCCGAUCCGAGAAAGUCCUCAAACACGGACUCUCCAUCUUGAACGACGCCAAGGAUCGAUCCAAGCUUGGAGGAGAAGAAUGGACUCUUUAUGAGCAGGUGGCUAUUGCUGCUAUGGAUUGCCAGCGACUAGAUGUUGCAAAGGAUUGUAUUGCUACCCUCUCAAAGAAAUUUACAGGCAGUCUGAGGGUUGGCAGAUUAGAAGCAAUGCUACUUGAAGCGAAGGGAGCAUGGGCUGAUGCAGAAAAAGCAUAUGCAUGUCUUCUAGAGGAUAAUCCACUUGAUCAGCUAAUCCAUAAGAGGAAGGUUGCGAUGGCAAAGGCACAAGGAAAUAUCUCAGCUGCUGUUGAUUUUCUAAAUAAGUACCUUGAAAUAUUUAUGGCAGAUCAUGAUGCUUGGAGAGAACUUGCUGAAAUUUAUGUAUCCCUACAAAUGUACAAGCAAGCAGCCUUUUGUUAUGAGGAGCUAAUACUAUCUCAACCAACAGUUCCUUUUUAUCAUCUAGCUUACGCAGAGGUACUUUAUUCUAUGGGUGGUUUGGAAAAUCUUCAGGCAGCCAAAAAGUACUAUUGUGCCACCGUCAACUUAACUGGAGGCAAGAACACCAGAGCUCUCUAUGGUGUAUGCUUGUGUAGUGUUGCCAUCAAUCAGCUGAUCAAGGGACGGAACAAAGAAGAGAAAGAAAGCUCUGAGCUGCAAUCCCUAGCUGCGGAGGCUCUGUUGCAGGAUUACAAGCAUAGGGCUCCUGGAAAGCUACCUCUUCUUACCACAAUGCUGAAGAACAUGAAACUAAUCUCUUGAUUCUGAUUUUUUUAAAAUUAGCAUUAGUGACUCCUAGAUGCUCCAAUUCAGCAAUUCCAUAUGAAUGAUUGCAAAGAUUACGGUGCUUAAUUUUCUUUUUUGAGGGUUCUAUUUUUUGUUUUUUGCCCCUUUGUUCUAGGGAUAUGCCUUGUAUAAUUCUUAUAUAUCUAUGUGAAAACAUGAGAUAUAAUCCAACUAUGCUGCAUCAUAUUGUUUCAGAUUAACAACUUUUCCUUUCCAAUCAUCA